UAAGCUCAUGCACGUCAUGGCAGCCGAGUUCAUUGGUUUGCCAUGCUAGCCUGGUAGCUAGCAGAGUUUCUGAAGGAGUUUGAAUGAAAGUGUGUCGGGUAUUUGUUUGUUUGUUUGUUUGUUUGUUUGUUUGUUUGUUUUUCUGCGUAGGCGUUUUUUUUUAAUGUUGCAUUGCAGUUCAUCGGUUUCGACAUAAUGUUUGUAAGUAGAAAAUUGUUGAAACUCGUGGUGUUUGUCGGAGUGUUGGUGUUAGUCAUACAGUACUUACAGUACUGGUUAGCCAGUAAACAGUAUGUAUUUACAAAAGAGGACGUCGCCAAACUGGCCAAGCAGUACUCAGGUCAGGAUCAUGAGCAGGCCUUCUCUAAAGUAGUGGUGGAGUUGCGGAAACGCUACCCGGGCCACAUCCUGCCUGACGAGGACCUGCAGUGGGUGUUUGUAAAUGCCGGGGGUUGGAUGGGCUCCAUGUGUUUGCUCCACGCAUCCCUCACAGAGUACGUGCUGCUCUUCGGGACCGCUGUUGACACAAGCGGACACUCUGGUCGAUAUUGGGCUGAGAUAUCAGACACUGUAAUUUCCGGGACGUUCAGGCAAUGGAAAGAAGGAUCAACUAAAAGCGAGACUUACUACCCAGGUGACACAAUCGUGCACUCGGUGGGCGAGGCGACCUCAGUGCAGUGGACCUCGGGGACCUGGAUGGUGGAAUACGGCAGAGGAUUCAUUCCAUCCACGCUGGGAUUUGCGCUAGCAGAUACUGUGUUCAGCACACAGGACUUUCUAACACUCUUCUACACCUUCCGUGUGUACAUGAAGUGUCUGCUACUGGAGGCCAACACUUUCCUGUCUGAAGCUGGUGUCUUCUAAAGACCACAGUGAUCUCUGGUGCCAUAGUACUGCUUCAGUGCCAUCCUGUACCAGACUAACAUGCAAGAGAACAGACAAUCUGAGCUUAUGGACUGGACUUUCUCAGGCAAAUUCUGAAAGCCUGCAGAGAAAAUUGAGAUGGUUUCUCAUAACACAAACGACAUCUAGAAUAUCUGAUUAUCCUAUGGUGAGGGGAGGAAAAGUCAUUGUACAUUGGCAGAUGUUAAAAUCCAUCCGACGUAGGAACAAGGAAUUGUUCAUUACUUCCGAUACCUCACUGAGCACCUUAGACUGUGAAGAUCUCAUUCAUGUUGCUGCAGGAAUUCCUGUCACCAGAAUGUUGUGUGAAUUGUUUAUUGCAAUCGUUUCUGUCCAAACGUUCUCCACAAUAAAACUUUGUACUGUUCUGUGCUCUUACUUA
This is a messenger RNA of Ictalurus punctatus (channel catfish), 1285 nucleotides long. RefSeq names its product sigma non-opioid intracellular receptor 1 (gene sigmar1). NCBI's taxonomy places the organism in Eukaryota, Metazoa, Chordata, Actinopteri, Siluriformes, Ictaluridae. The coding region runs from base 196 to 864 and encodes 222 amino acids. The record is from RefSeq and is a predicted model, not a curated record. The transcript is spliced from 4 exons. Gene Ontology annotation, cellular component: endoplasmic reticulum.